Mycena indigotica is the source of this 1191-nucleotide messenger RNA. Its product is annotated as Longevity assurance proteins LAG1/LAC1. Gene Ontology annotation, cellular component: membrane. Bases 202 to 1191 code for a protein of 329 amino acids. Gene Ontology annotation, biological process: ceramide biosynthetic process. Gene Ontology annotation, molecular function: sphingosine N-acyltransferase activity. NCBI's taxonomy places the organism in Eukaryota, Fungi, Basidiomycota, Agaricomycetes, Agaricales, Mycenaceae. The record is from RefSeq and is a predicted model, not a curated record. The transcript is spliced from 9 exons.
CAUCCACAUCGCAGUCGAGUUUACCAAAGCUCUACAUACGUGGAGACUCGGAUUCCUCUCCUCUUGAACCAAAUCUUUGAGAAGCCCCGCGUCAUCGACAUUUGUCAUCGGCCCACUGGGCCCACUGACACUCCUCACCAUCGCAUUCGGCCCAUCCAACAUGGUAUAACUCGACGAUGCGCCAGGAGGCCAAGCCAAGUCAUGUGGGCUCGGUGGGCUGUGGAGCCAGUCCAAGCAGCUAAACUUCUUGUCGCCCCACUCCUUGGCUCGGCGGUCUGGUCCCUGGCUUCUCCGACGCGCCCGAAUCCCUUCUCCGCCUUCUAUACCAUAUCCAAUCGAGUCGACGGCACCCGCUACGCAAAAAGCUGGCUGGACCUGGUGUUCGUCGCGUACUAUGUCGUCUUCUUCUCGUGGUUCCGCCAAAUAGUCGUCGUGUCAAUAGGGCGGCGUGCUGCGCUAUACCUCGGGGUCCGCAAGAGGGGCAAAGUGGUACGCUUUGGCGAGCAAACUUACGCGUUUGUUUAUUACUCGAUCGCCUCCGCGUGGGGUUUGCACGUUAUGCGAGAGCUGCCGACGUGGUGGUACCACACUGCCGCCUUCUGGCUUGAAUAUCCUCAUUGGGCUAUGACGCCUCAGCUAAAGGCGUAUUACCUCGUGCAGGCCGCAUACUGGAUCCAACAAGUACUAGUCCUCCUUCUCCACUUAGAGCGACCGCGCAAAGACCACAAUGAAUUCGUCGUGCACCAUUGUGUCACUAUCUGGCUCAUCGGCUGGAGCUAUCUCAUGAAUCUGACGUUAAUUGGCCAUGCAGUCUAUCUGAGCAUGGAUGUACCCGAGGUCUUCUUCUCUUUCUCUAAACUUCUCAACUAUCUUGCCAUGGAUCGCGCCAAGAUCGUCUCCCUCGCAAUCUUCACCUAUGUUUGGACCUAUUUCCGACACUAUCUCAACAUCCUGAUCUUGUGGUCGGUGUACUCUGAGUAUGACCUCGUCCCUGCUUCUGCCCGGCGAUGGUCCCCUGCCGACGGAACUUACUUGACGUGGUGGCUCAAAUACUGGAUCCUCGCGCCACUUGCAGCGCUGCAGUUGUUAAAUAUGUUCUGGUAUGCACUGGUAUUGAGGAUACUUGUGAAAGCUCUUUUGACGGCAGAAGCGGACGAUGAGCGUUCAGAUGACGAGGAUGAAGGAGCAUGA